CAGAAGAAUAUUAGACUUCACCUUGGAGAUCAUCUACCUGCUGAGCGGAGAGGAUUACACCAUAGUGAAGAAGACAUCGGGGGGGACUCCCAUCAUCCAUGAGUCAGGAGUGUGGAGCAGGACCCCCAUCACAGAGCUUCCCCCCCUGAUACAUGAGCAGAAGAUCCCAGAACUCACCCACAAGAUGAUUGAGCUGCUGACUGGAGAGGUUCCUGUAAGGUGUCAGGAUGUGGUGGUCUAUUUCUCCAUGGAGGAGUGGGAGUAUAUAGAAGGACACAAGGAUCUGUACAAGGAGGCCAUGAUGGAGGCUCCCCGGCCUCUGACAUCACCAGAAAAUCCCAGUAAGAACUCUGAGAAAAUGAUGUUAUCACUAGAUUGUAAAGAAGAAGAUGAAGUUAUCGGGCAUCGCUCUUCAGGAGAAAAUCUAUCAUAUAAUCCCCCUAAUCAUGAGGAACCUGCCCCUGACCAAUCACAGAUUGCUGCCACAAGUACCGGGCAGAAAUUGGAUAAAUGGUUUCAUUGUGGGGAAUGUGGAAAACAGUUUAAACAAAGAUCAAGUCUUAAUGUCCACAGAAGAAUUCACACAGGAGAGAAUCUAUUUGCAUGCUCAAUGUGUUUGAAAAAUUUUCCCAAAAAAUCUCUUCUCAUAAGACAUGAGAGAAUUCACACAGGAGAGAAGCCGUUUUCAUGUUCAGAAUGUGGGAAAUGUUUUGCACGUAAAUUAGGUCUUGUUAAACACAACAUAACUCACACAGGAGAGAAGCCAUAUCCAUGUUCAGAAUGUGGGAAAUGUUUUACACAUAAAUCAUAUCUUGUUAUGCAUAUGAGAUUUCACACAGGAGAGAAGCCAUAUCCAUGUUCAGAAUGUGGGAAAUGUUUUACACAUAAAUCAGAUCUUGUUGUACAUAUGAGAAUUCACACAGGAGAGAAGCCAUAUUCAUGUUCACAAUGUGGGAAAUCCUUUAUUACGAAAGGCAGGCUUCAAGAACAUCAGAGAAGUCACACUGAAGAGAAACCAUUUUCAUGUUCAAUAUGUGGGAACUGCUUUAAAUCUAAAUCAAAUCUUGUUCAGGUUGUACCAGAAGUUGUCUCCUACGUGUUAAUGGGUAAACGACAGUAUAGUCUUACCCUGAAGUUUUCUCUGGACAGCAAUCUGUGA
Messenger RNA from Bufo bufo (common toad), 1159 nucleotides. Its product is annotated as gastrula zinc finger protein XlCGF8.2DB-like. The coding region runs from base 185 to 1159 and encodes 324 amino acids. Gene Ontology annotation, molecular function: RNA polymerase II cis-regulatory region sequence-specific DNA binding; DNA-binding transcription factor activity, RNA polymerase II-specific. The transcript is spliced from 5 exons. Gene Ontology annotation, biological process: central nervous system development; regulation of transcription by RNA polymerase II. The record is from RefSeq and is a predicted model, not a curated record. Lineage: Eukaryota; Metazoa; Chordata; Amphibia; Anura; Bufonidae. Gene Ontology annotation, cellular component: nucleus.